UCAUUUUGUUUUCAUUAAAAUUUUUGGUAAAAUGAGUAGCAAUAGUUUGUUGCUUCUUCUUCUCCAUCUUCUUCUUCUUCAACAAGAAGUUACUUCGCAUUCCCUUGUUGAGUAUCUUCCCGGUUUGCAAGGUCGCCUCCCGUUCCAUCUUGAGACCGGGUAUGUUGGUAUUGGCAAAGAUAAUGAGUUGCAACAUUUUUACUAUUUUUUGGCAUCAGAGUCUGAGCCUACUACUAAUCCUCUUUUAAUUUGGCUAACGGGUGGACCUGGUUGUUCUUCUCUUAGUGCUAUUGUCAAUGAAAUAGGGCCAUUGCGUUUUGCUGAACAAGUCUAUAAUGGAAGUUUGCCCAGGUUCGAACUAAACCCACAUGCAUUGACCAAGAUAGCAAGUGUGAUAUUUUUGGAUCAACCAGUAAACAGUGGAUUCUCAUAUGCAACAAAUGAUGCGGCAUACAAAUACACUGAUAUACAAGCAUGUGAAUAUGUUGAUGAAUUUCUAAGAAAGUGGCUUGAUGAUCAUCCACAAUUCAUCUCAAAUCCAUUUUACGUUGCUGGAAACUCAUAUUCUGGAAUGACUAUUCCAAUUAUAACACAAUUGAUAUCAAAUAGAAAUGCAGAAGGCAAAGAGCCAUUGAUUAAUCUUCAGGGAUAUUUACUUGGCAAUCCCUUAACGUUUUCUCAAGAAAAGAAUUAUCAUAUACCUUUUAGCCAUGGCAUGGGACUUAUAUCUGAUGAGCUUUAUAAGGCAUUGGAGAAGAAUUGUAAAGGAGAAUAUACAUACAUGGAUCCCAAAAAUACGAGGUGUGCAAGUGAAGUUCGUACUUUCAAACAGAUGAUAAGCAACAUCAAUACGAAACGUAUCCUAAGGCCCAAUUGCGAAGAAGACCCACGUAAAAUGUCGGGUCAAAGAAGAUUACUUGGUCAUAAACUCAUCUCCUUGCAACGUGGCGACCCGUGUGCGUUUGAUUGGCGCAAGCUUGUAAAGUACUGGGCUAAUGACCCUAAAGUCCAAGAAGCUCUUCAUGUUCGCAAGGGAAUUAUAGGAAGUUGGAUGAGAUGUAGGAGAAAUAUAUAUAUGAGUUCUGGUAAUUAUACAAUUACGUUAAAUAACGUUGUACCAUAUCAUGCAAACCUAAGUACUAAAGGUUAUCGAUCACUCAUAUACAGUGGCGAUCAUGACUAUAUGGUACCUUUUCAAUCGACACAAGCAUGGAUAAAGUCUCUAAACUACACCAUCGAUGAUGAUUGGCGCCCAUGGAACGUAAAUAAUCAAGUUUCUGGUUAUACGAGGUCUUACUCCAACAAAAUGACUUAUGCAACAGUGAAGGGAGCAGGACACACAGCUUGUACGGACAAGCCUGAAGAAUGUUUUGUUAUGUUCAAAAGAUGGAUAAGUGAUGAUCCUUUAUAAAUUGUCCUCAAUUUCAUCUAUAUAUCUUCUCUCUAUUUUAUUUUAUUUUACUGAAAAAUUAUCUUUUCUUAACUUUACCAACUUUAGUUGUGUUUGUGAACAAAAUCUUUCCCUGUUCUGAUUUUACAUGUCAUUUGGAAGAGGGGCCGAAGAUGGAAUUAAAAUCUUGUAAUGGAUUGACUCUUUUAUGCUAAUAAAAUAUAUUGUGGACAUAAUAUUUUUGGUCC
This is a messenger RNA of Solanum pennellii, 1638 nucleotides long. RefSeq names its product serine carboxypeptidase-like 10. Gene Ontology annotation, molecular function: acyltransferase activity, transferring groups other than amino-acyl groups; serine-type carboxypeptidase activity. Lineage: Eukaryota; Viridiplantae; Streptophyta; Magnoliopsida; Solanales; Solanaceae. Gene Ontology annotation, biological process: proteolysis; secondary metabolic process. Bases 32 to 1411 code for a protein of 459 amino acids. The transcript is spliced from 14 exons. The record is from RefSeq and is a predicted model, not a curated record.